UUGAAGACUAACAAACCAUACCAUACUGCACAUUUUUAUUUAUCUUUUGAGUAAUUUAUUAAUUAAGAAUGUCGGCAUCUCUUGAUUCGGUUUUGGAUCCCAUGGAGGAAAUAAGAUAUCGUAAAAAGCAUGGUAGAAUGUGGAUUGAAAUUCAGAAGGAUACACAUUUUUCUUUUGAUGAAUUGGAGCAUGUUAUGGUUAUUUUUUUCAAAAUCCAAAAGCGCGAUGAGAAACCAGCUGCUUCUGAUUUGAUAUCCAGGGCACAUUUUCGCGACGUCUUACAUACAGGUCUUGGUAUGACGGACGCGUACAUGAUGGAACGGGUUAUGGUGGCUCUGGAUAGAGGGACUUCUCCUUACGUCACUAUGUCGACAUUUGCUAAGGCGAUGUCGCUUUAUUUACGUGGUACCUUGGAGGAGCGAAUUAUUUACGCAUUUACGUGUUACGACUUACUGGGGGAGGGUUAUUUGAGAAGGGAAACUAUGUAUCAGCUAAUGAAGAAGAGCUUAGCAAAAGCUUCGCGAGAUGACGACGUCGAAGAAGCUGUAAAAGAACUAGUUGAUAUAAUGUUGAAACGGAUGGAUAUGGAUCUGGACGGGGUUAUCAACUUCCAAGAUUUUCAAACAGCAGUGACUAAAACACCUCCACUGCUGGAACUUUUGGGUUAUUGCCUCCCCGAACGACCUGCCGUUUAUGCUUUCCUCAGUACCUGGUGUCCUGAUUGGGCGAAAAUGUGACUACCGAGUAUCAAGUGAAAAUAAAGAGCAGCUAUUAAUAU
Molecule: messenger RNA, 778 nt
Organism: Pararge aegeria (speckled wood butterfly)
Lineage: Eukaryota; Metazoa; Arthropoda; Insecta; Lepidoptera; Nymphalidae
Product: EF-hand calcium-binding domain-containing protein 1-like
Exons: 5
Coding region: 69-737 (222 amino acids)
Molecular function (GO): calcium ion binding
Source: RefSeq, a predicted model, not a curated record